Messenger RNA from Gossypium arboreum, 941 nucleotides. RefSeq lists its product as uncharacterized. The transcript has 4 exons. The record is from RefSeq and is a predicted model, not a curated record. Gene Ontology annotation, biological process: intracellular protein transport; endoplasmic reticulum to Golgi vesicle-mediated transport. Gene Ontology annotation, cellular component: endoplasmic reticulum; endoplasmic reticulum membrane. The coding region runs from base 243 to 632 and encodes 129 amino acids. Lineage: Eukaryota; Viridiplantae; Streptophyta; Magnoliopsida; Malvales; Malvaceae.
AUGAUGUGAAAAUCCAACGGUCAGGAAAGAUGGUCAACGCCAGCCCAUUGAGUCGUCAUCUGAAGGAGAAGUGAAACUUCUAGAAUGAAAAUCAAGCCAAGCGGUUUCCUUCACCGUUAAGUCGAGGCAGAACAAAGUAGACGCGGACAACAGUCUCCGUCUUUCGCAUUUCGCAGCCUACAAAAAGGAAACUAAAAAAAAAAAAAUCAAACCCAAAUUAAUUAGCAACAAAUCAAAAGGAAAUGGCGUUGCAGUGGAUGAUCCUAACCUACGUGGUCGCAGCAGAGGCUGCCCUGGCUCUUCUCUUGACCUUCCCCUCUCCCAAGUUAUUGAAGAACCGUUUCGUCUCUCUCAUCUCCCUCAUUCUUCAGCCCACCCUCUUUAUUAUCCCCUUUGCCGGAUUCCAGCUCUUAGAUAUCUACUGGAAGAACGAACAUCGAUUGAUGUGCACCUCUGAGAUCUGCACUGCUGCCGAGAGAGAUCGUUAUGAGAAAUCCGUGUUCAAAGCUCAAAGGAAUGUAAUUUUGUGUACGACUGCAUGCCUCCUUUACUGGUGUAUCUACCGGAUUUGCAAGUAUCACAAGGAAAUUCAGAGUUUGGAGGAAGUAGAGAAGAGAUACAAGAAUGAGUAGUUUGGUAUCAGAAUGCUUCUAUACAAAAACUCAUCAACUUGUAGAGACUACGUUAUGUUCUAAAGCCUACACAUGGCAUGUUUUCAAUACAGCUAAAGCUCCUGCGCGUUUCUCUCAGCGGAAACUAUAAUUCUUUCCUUGAACCAUGUAUGUUCUUUUUGUUAACACUUGAGCGGUUAUGGUUGUCUUGUUAGUUGGAAGUGCCAAGGCCAUACGUACACAUUGGUUAGGAAAAUUCAACACACAACUGGCUUUUCUAUAACUCUAAAUAAUUAUAAUAAAAAAGCUUCAUGACAAUUUUAAUUUAAA